This is a messenger RNA of Austrofundulus limnaeus, 357 nucleotides long. RefSeq names its product serine/threonine-protein kinase 32C. The record is from RefSeq and is a predicted model, not a curated record. Gene Ontology annotation, molecular function: G protein-coupled receptor binding; G protein-coupled receptor kinase activity; ATP binding. Gene Ontology annotation, biological process: protein phosphorylation; regulation of signal transduction; G protein-coupled receptor signaling pathway. NCBI's taxonomy places the organism in Eukaryota, Metazoa, Chordata, Actinopteri, Cyprinodontiformes, Rivulidae.
CUCCAGAAAUCUUCCAGUCCUUCAACAGUGGGGGGACAGGUUAUGCCUUUGAAGUGGACUGGUGGUCCUUGGGGGUGACAGCCUUUGAAAUUCUGCGUGGCUGGAGGCCGUACGACAUUCAUGCCAGUAACUCUGUGGAGUCCCUGAUCCAGCUCUUUAGUACCAUCAGUGUCCAGUACAGUCCAGCCUGGCCCAAAGACCUGGUUUCCCUUCUGAGGAAGGUGAGCUGAUUCUGUACCUGAUGUAUCAUUGUUUAGAUUUAUUGAGAUUCUGCUCUCUUAUCUGUUUAAAACUAAAAUCAGUGUAAACAGGACAUAAAUCAGUGCAAACAGAAACUAAAUCAGUGCAAACAAAAUA